This is a messenger RNA of Lottia gigantea (owl limpet), 381 nucleotides long. RefSeq lists its product as hypothetical. The coding region runs from base 1 to 381 and encodes 126 amino acids. The transcript has 2 exons. Lineage: Eukaryota; Metazoa; Mollusca; Gastropoda; Lottiidae. The record is from RefSeq and is a predicted model, not a curated record.
AUGUGUACAUGUCCUGAUGGUACUCAAAUAUUACCUGGAGAGUAUCAUUCCCUUACGAUCUGCAAUCUUUGUUAUUGUAAUGAAGAUAAUUUAGAAGCACGAGUAUUAAUUGGUGACUGUUUUAUAGCUUCAUGUGUCGAUUCUGUAAAAGUACCAGGAUAUUGUUGUCCUCAAUGCCCAAAUGGAGAGAACUGUCGAGCUGAAUUUAAAGAUGAUAACGGUGUUGAAAGAAGUGAAAUUAUCAAAGUUAGUGAUGGUGUAGUCAAGUUCAACUCAACUGAAUGUCAAUGCGACUAUCAAAAUUACAAUGGAGAACCAAAAGCAAAUUGUGUACAAGUAUUGAGUAUUGAGCCGGUAAUUGCAGAAAAAUCAACUCCGUAA